Messenger RNA from Saccostrea cuccullata (small rock oyster), 1819 nucleotides. RefSeq names its product methionine aminopeptidase 1D, mitochondrial-like. Bases 149 to 1159 code for a protein of 336 amino acids. The transcript has 12 exons. Gene Ontology annotation, biological process: proteolysis. Lineage: Eukaryota; Metazoa; Mollusca; Bivalvia; Ostreida; Ostreidae. The record is from RefSeq and is a predicted model, not a curated record. Gene Ontology annotation, cellular component: mitochondrion. Gene Ontology annotation, molecular function: metalloaminopeptidase activity.
AUCUGUGCGGCCUUUUGUCGACAUCUACUUUCAGUUUGACUUCGUCUGCGGAACGGGAAAGGUAACGAAGCUGUCUCCUUGCCUACUUGGUGGCCUUUAAUUGCACUCAUACUGUUUUCAUCCUCAUCAUAAAGACUUGGGAUCUGGAAUGAGAGGAAAGUUUACAUACUGUGUGUAUCAUGCAGCAAAAGCGCAUCCCAUGUUUUCACAUGUGCUAUCCAGAGUUCCCACCAUGAACAAGCAAAUAAAAAGGGGGAAGUUCAGUAUUGUGCUGCCACAUAAAACAACACCUACCAGAGUUGUGCCAAGCUUUAUACAGAAACCUCCCUAUGCAGUAACAGGUGUGGUAGGACCAAAGCCAGUAGAAACUGAAAUAAAAAAUGAGGAGCAGAUUCAAACUAUGAGAAAUACAUGUCGACUUGCAAGAAAGAUUCUUGAUUCAGCAGGAAAACAGUUAAAGGCUGGAAUGACAACAGAUGAGAUAGAUGAGUAUAUACAUGAGAUGUGUAUAGACAAUGGAGCCUACCCCUCACCAUUACUAUACAAUAACUACCCCAAGUCCAUCUGUACAUCCGUCAACAACGUGGCGUGUCAUGGGAUACCAGACCUCCGGCCACUGGAGGAUGGAGAUAUCAUAAAUGUUGAUGUCACGAUCUAUAAAGAUGGCAUGCAUGGUGAUGUCUCCAAGACCUACAUGAUUGGCUCAGUGGAUGAUAAGGCCAAACAACUAGUCAAAGUCACAGAACAGUGUCUGUAUGCAGGGAUAGAGCAGUGUAGACCAGGACAGAAAAUCAUUGCCAUUGGAACUGCUAUCAGAGACCUGGCAGAGUCCCAUGGGUUUUCUGUUAUUCCGGCAUUCUGCGGACAUGGUAUAGGAUCAGUUUUCCAUUCACAUCCUGAAAUCAUGCAUAUUCCUCUGGGAGACUAUGAUUCACAGCAUGAGAUUAUGAAGGAGGGGAUGACGUUCACCAUUGAGCCGAUCUUAUCAGAGGGGACCGACAUGGUGGCCAUUUUGGAGGAUGAUGGAUGGACAGCGGUCUCGGAGGAUGGAAGUCGGUCAGCACAGUUUGAACAUACAAUUCUAGUGACCUCUGAUGGAUGUGAAAUAUUAACUGUGUCCGAGGAAGAAAUAGCUAAAUGGGGAUAUAAAGAAAAUUAAUAGGGUCAUUCCUCCUAAAUGCAGUGGAAUUAUCAUAGGAUAUGGUUUCCCACACAAUCUGAACUACAUGUAAUAAUAUCUUCACUCGUGGUCAACACAAGUUCUAAGAUAAGGAAUGUCGGUCAUUUUAUCUUGAAAUCAGCAAGUCAGUAUAAUAGCUUUCGGUCACCAUGGCACAUCUCGGGCUUUUUUCUGUUCUUGUAAGUGUUGCUGUUGUUUUUGCUGACUCGGACACGGACUAUACCCAGGAGCUCUUUGGACACUUUGACCACACUGUUUAUGCGUCGUCUCACAGCGUUAAGGUUCUGAGCCUGUCAGAAUUUCAAACUUUGUUCCAUAGUCUUGGAUUGGAUGAGCACAGUUUUGUAUCACAUUGGGCUUCGAGACAUUUGCCUUGUGACAAUGGUGCUUCUCUUUUCUUCAAAGAGAUUGACGGAGACGACAGUAGACACAUAGACACUGAUGAGAUCACUUAUUUCUUUAGAUUGUUCGAUGCCAAUGAGGACCAAGAGGUGACAGAAGCCGAGUUUAGCGCGGCCUGGAAUGCGUUGUUUACUGGAUACAUGCAAACUCACGCCAUCAAAUGCCACAAAACGGGGGGUGAUGAUGAUGAUAGAAAAUGAUUCCAGUGUGAUAAAGACAAAUAAAGUCAACAAAGUU